Cydia fagiglandana is the source of this 2909-nucleotide messenger RNA. Its product is annotated as G-protein coupled receptor Mth2-like. The coding region runs from base 346 to 1941 and encodes 531 amino acids. Gene Ontology annotation, biological process: G protein-coupled receptor signaling pathway; cell surface receptor signaling pathway. Gene Ontology annotation, molecular function: G protein-coupled receptor activity. NCBI's taxonomy places the organism in Eukaryota, Metazoa, Arthropoda, Insecta, Lepidoptera, Tortricidae. Gene Ontology annotation, cellular component: membrane. The record is from RefSeq and is a predicted model, not a curated record. The transcript is spliced from 10 exons.
UCGGGGAUCAACCGGCGCGCCAUACACACGCCUCACGCCCUCUCGCGGACUAUCCAAAGAUCGCGAUACUUUAUCUCUUAUCAUCAUAACACACUUAUAAAAAAUGAGACAUCGAAUUACCUCACGAGUGCCCAGAUAACACGGUACUUGUGAUAAGGCGUAAACGAUUUGAUUUAGUUGCAAUUUUGUUAGUCAUUUUAAAUACUAAGAAAAUUCGUGUUAUUUAUUAUUGCAAAACUUAAGUUAUCAGUAAGUGCAGUCAAAUGUUAUUGCUAGAUAUCUUAUUAAGACUGUAAACAAGUCGUUUCUUUGUCUAUCCAUGAAUAAACUGUUGUAGUAUUAACGAUGUUGAAAACAUUGAUAGUUUUUCCGCUAAUUUUACUGUGCAGUGUAAACUGUGAUCCGUGUAGGAGAAUUGAAAGUGUGAACAUUACAUAUGGUGAACAGUUUGAGAACAAUUCAAUUUUCUACGAUGGGGUGGAGUAUGCCGAAGGCUCGUGGUACGAAGUUGAAGAAAACAAUGAGACUGUCAGGCUUGGCUGUCCAUGUAUUGGACGUACAUGCCUCUGGAAGUGCUGCCAAAGCGGUCAACUCUUCAUCAAUGGACAAUGCACGGACUAUGACUUACAGGAAAUCAACCCCUUCAGUCCACAGAUAUUCAAAGACAGGGAAAGCCUGGACAUAAAAGCACAUGAGUAUUUCUUUUACAUGUACAACAAUAAGCUGUGUGAGUCUCGGUAUUUGGUGGAUUCGAUGUGGGGCGAAGGAAUUUAUAUUCAACAGAACGGCAGUAUGAUGGAGGACGUCGAGGGCCGCGUGCAGUGGCACAAGCCAGGCUAUUUCUGUGUGGACAUCAUGGUCACAGACAACAACAGUCGCCUUAUUGCUGGUCCGUGCCAUCCGCCUGAGGUCCCGAUCGACGACGACAGCAAGACGUUAUACGUCAUGUAUGCUUCAGGUCUCCUCCUAUCGGCUCCGUUCCUCCUGGUUACGUUCCUAGUAUACGCGUUCAUCCCAGAGCUGCGGAACCUUCACGGGAUGUGCCUCAUGGCGUACUGCGCGGGACUUAUCGUGGCUUACCCGUUUCUGGCGUACCUUAAGAUGCACAGCGGGACGGUGGGCGUGGGCAAGACAGGCUGUGUUGUGAUAGCUUUCAUCGUGUACUACGCUUUUCAAUCCAGCUUUUUCUGGCUCAACGUGAUGUGUUUUGACAUUUGGCGGACAUUCAGAUCGGCCACACCGAUUCCCUCCAGUACCGGAAACUCUCUGGGCUACCGAGGAGGCAGCAGUAAGAAGCGGCACGAGCAACGACGGUUCGCCAUGUAUGGACUGUACGCGUGGGGUGUACCAUUGGUGCUCACCGCUCUCACCGCCUUCAUGCAGUUCGGGCAACUGCCCAACUACAUCUUGAAGCCGGGACUGGGCGAUAUGAAGUGCUGGUUUGAAGAUUGGAAACGCGACCUCAUAUAUUUCUUCACACCAGUCCUGGUCUUGGUAUUGUGCAACACUAUCCUGUUCUCUGUGACUGCUCACCGCAUCCGCUCUAUCAAGCAGGAGACGGCCAUCUUGAAGAGCUCGGAGUCGGCCAGGAGCGAUCGUCUUAAGAAGGAUAAGCAAAGGUACGGCCUAUACCUGAAGCUGUUCAUGGUGAUGGGCGUGAACUGGUCGGUGGAGCUCAUCAGCUUCGCCGUGGGAGGCUCCAACUGGUACUGGGUCGUCGUGGACCUCUCCAACGUGAUGCUGGGGUUCUUCAUCUUCUUCAUCUUCGUGUGGAAGAAGAAGGUGCGCAACUUGGUCAGGAAAAGCUGGAACAACUUCUGCGGCACGAGGACAGUCGCAGACGGGCUUGGAAAAUGGGCAACCCGCACUAGUUCGGCACCGACCGAAGACACCCGAGUAUCGGCCGACGACACCGCCAUGCGGAUGAAAGAGCUCCACUAACUAUCACAGAACCGGACGACAUGCCGUUAUCAAAGCCAAAGAAUUCUCAGAAUAAAUUCACAUCUGUAGUUAUAGUUAAUUUAAGUUAAUUAAUUUUAAUUUAAGCUUUUUACAGCCUUUUUAUUAGUUAGGUAGGUACAUCAUGUUCACAAUGUCAACUGUUUCCAAAAAAAUAAGUAAAAUAGGAGCCACCUUUCCCUAUCUGUACAAUAAUACAGGCUUGAUUCCGAUUUUUCGGAUGUGCUCAUAAAUAUCUUUGACGACCGGUCUGGCCUAGUGGGUAGUGACCCUGCCUGCGAAGCCGAUGGUCCUGGGUUCGAAUCCCAGUAAGGGCAUUUAUUUGUAUGAUGAUACAGAUAUUUGUUCCUUAGUCAUGGGUGUUUUCUAUGUAUUUAAGUAUUUGUAUAUUAUAUACAUAUAUCGUUGUCUGAGUACCCACAACACAAGCCUUCUUGAGCUUACUGUGGGACUUAGUCAAUCUGUGUAAGAAUGUCCUAUAAUAUUUAUUUAUUUAUUUAUAUUUAUUUAUCUUAACACAAUUUAAACAAGGAAUUUGUGUGAGUAUUCUGAAAUUUUUAAGCACCUUAACCGUUGCGAUACCUCUGAUGGCAACUAUACAAUUGGUAGGUAAAGGUGGCUGGCUGUACCUAUCUUUAGUUUGAAAUAUUUUUUUUUCUAUAAUAACUAAGUAAUAUAAUUAUUUGAGCAGCCUGGAUAUAGGUGUAUAGCUUUAAAUAGCUUCUAAGAUAGGUACAGUUAUCAUGAGCAAUUUCAAGCUUUUCGAACACUUAAUACAGCGGUCGGCAACCUUUUUGCAGCCUAGGGCCACAUAGUAAACGAAGUUGCAGCGAGACGCACUUAGUUAAUAUUUGUGACUUUACCAGACUUCGUCAAUAUGUACAUACAAAUUAGCCAGGGAGAGUCGUGGACUACAAGCGAGAGGUUCGCGGGCCGCUCGUUGCCGAUCG